CUGGCUCCCCCUGGUGGAGCCGGUCAGUCAAUGCAGCCUGAAACGUCAUCAACAGAAGACGCGCUGCCUCCAAAAAACCACAAGCAAGAAUGCUUUUCUACUCAUUUUUCAAGUCGCUAGUGGGGAAGGACGUAGUGGUGGAGCUCAAAAACGACCUGAGCAUCUGUGGAACGCUUCACUCUGUUGACCAGUACCUGAACAUCAAGUUGACAGACAUCAGCGUCACAGAUCCAGAGAAAUAUCCACAUAUGCUGUCGGUGAAAAACUGCUUCAUCCGUGGAUCGGUGGUCCGGUACGUCCAGCUGCCGGCCGACGAGGUGGACACGCAGCUGCUCCAAGACGCAGCGCGAAAAGAAGCCAUGCAGCAGAAGCAGUGAUCGCCGUCGUGAGGAUGGGAUGGGGAGGGGGAGGGGAGGGUUUGAGAUACGACUUUACGUUUUGUAAUAACUGUUUAAAGAUGGCAGUUUGAUUUACUUCAACAACAAAAAAAAAAAAAA
Messenger RNA from Poecilia latipinna (sailfin molly), 497 nucleotides. RefSeq names its product smx5 (gene lsm2). The record is from RefSeq and is a predicted model, not a curated record. Gene Ontology annotation, biological process: mRNA splicing, via spliceosome. Gene Ontology annotation, molecular function: RNA binding. Gene Ontology annotation, cellular component: P-body; catalytic step 2 spliceosome; precatalytic spliceosome. The coding region runs from base 90 to 377 and encodes 95 amino acids. Lineage: Eukaryota; Metazoa; Chordata; Actinopteri; Cyprinodontiformes; Poeciliidae. The transcript has 5 exons.